AUGGUGGAAGCUGCCGCUGCAGAGGAAGAACGGCAGAAGGCGUUACCAAGUCCAGGCACCGUAUCGCCUCGACCACGGUCCUCCAUGGGCCGAACGACCAAGCACGUACUGCACAUCCAGUCUUUGUACCGCGGGUAUCGCGCGCGGAUCGCGUUCCGCCUCGCGCUGUACGAGGACGCGCUGAGCUGCGGCGUGCUGGGGGCGAUGCCCGGCACGAUCCAGGGGCGCUCGGGCUGGUACCUGGACCCGAAGCGGCUGAUGGCCUACUACUUCGUCAUCCCGGAGCCCGACGGCGACUGGGAGCAGAAGUACACGCUGCGCUGCAGCCGCCUCGUGCUCACGCCCUACGACAUGCAGCACGAGGUGCUCAGCAAGGUGCCGGCCUCGCUGCAGCAGGCCGACGACGCAGAGGAGCAGGAAGAGGAAUGA
Molecule: messenger RNA, 429 nt
Organism: Phytophthora sojae
Lineage: Eukaryota; Oomycota; Peronosporomycetes; Peronosporales; Peronosporaceae
Exons: 2
Coding region: 1-429 (142 amino acids)
Molecular function (GO): protein binding
Source: RefSeq, a predicted model, not a curated record